Messenger RNA from Paramecium tetraurelia, 825 nucleotides. RefSeq lists its product as uncharacterized. Lineage: Eukaryota; Ciliophora; Oligohymenophorea; Peniculida; Parameciidae. Gene Ontology annotation, molecular function: lipid binding. The record is from RefSeq and is a predicted model, not a curated record. The transcript has 4 exons.
AUGCCAAUAUGGAAUUAUUGUAAUUAAAUAAAAUAACAUUUAAAUCAAAAACUUAAUAAAUUAAAUUAUAUUCCAAUUUAAUAGGAAUUUCUAAUAUUCUUAUAAUUUUAUGCUAUUUAAUUGCAAAUCUUAAUUGAUUAUCCCAAUAAAUUAAGUAUACAACAAGCAUGCAAGCAAAUUAUUAAGCAGAAUUAGAAUGUAAGUCAUUAACCUAAUAUCUUAGAAUUACAAGCUAAGGCUAUUGAAUUGGCAUAUUAAACUAUUGAGGAAGGUAAAUGGGAAAAGGAAAUUGAACAGGAUGGAGUUGUAUUCUAUUCUAAACCUGGCUCAACAGGAUGGAAGAUCUCAAGAUCUGAAAUUAUAGCUGAGAUAGACCCAAAAAAAGCUGUUGAAGUGCUUAAAGACUCGACAAGAUUUUCAGAAUACAACCACACAGCUCAAGAAAUUAAUCUAAUUAAGAAAAUCGAUGAUACCAUUUCUAUUCAAUAUAUUCUAACCAAACCUAAUUAAGUCUUAUAAUAAUAAAGAGAUAUAGUCACUGUGUCUAAAGCCUCAUCCUUACCUGAUGGUACAAACUUUAUUGUUGCAAAAUCCAUUGAAGUACCUGAAGCACCCGUAAAAGAAGAAUAUGUUAGAGCUGAGAUAAUCAUAAGUUUCUUUGGAUUUAAACCAAUUGCAAAUGGAUAAACCUUAGUGACAAUGGUGUAAUCUUUUGAUCCAAAGGGAGAUGCUCCAAAAGAUUUGUUGAAUAGCUUGGCCAAUAAGGUUGUCAAUUACAAUAAAUUAUUUGUUGAGAAUUUGAAGAAGGCAACCCUUAAAGAGUGA